GUGUGAUUGAUUCUGACUAUUCGACUGCCAGCUCCACCAUUGGGCGCAGUGCUCGGCAGGCAGUCUGGCUCUACUGCUUGUGUUGUUCAAUGUUUGGAGGAGCUCUUCCACCGCUUUCACCGUUUCGUGGUUGAAACCAAUGGAGAAAGAUGGCAUGAGUCAACUGCAUAAAUAUCUCCCUCUAUGAGCCAAGAUCGAUCCAAAGACCAAGAUGUCGACAAAGUGGAACAACGGGGACUCCGUUAUUUGCAUCGUUGACAAAUCAUCAGCGGAGUAACCUACCCCCACAGAGCUAGCUACAGGCUAACCCGGCUAGCGAGAAGAAGGAAGAGACAUUUCGGAUGAUUGGGGACGUCUGAAGCAAAACUGAAACACGUCGCGGACACUUGAUAAACCACAAUACACUGGGAUCUCGACUUAUUCCACGUCCCACUUCGGCUGAGGUCACACGGGAUACUUUAAUCCUGGCUCAACCGCUAGCGCGGUACCAUGCUAUCGCUAAGCCAGAUGUCAGUCAUCUAACCUGGGGGUUUAUUGAUGACAACAACAGCCACAUCGUUUCCAAAGCUCCCAAGAUUCACGACAAGUAUCUUUCCGCAACAUCCUUCCUUUUUAAAAGCCCAGCUGCUUCCUUAAACAGCGGCAGUGACUUUUGAGUGGCGAUGGCAGCAGUUGUGAGCUACUCACCUCCAUGGUGGGUGAAUUUCCUGCACAGACUUCCCCAUUUCAACCUCCGGUUCGAGCAGACCAGCAGUGACUUUCAACCUGCAGAUCCAACAUAUCAGGAGUCCAUCGUGCUGCUGGCCGGCAUCGCUCUGGCCUGCCUGGCCCUGGACCUGGUCUUCCUGCUCUUUUACUCCUUCUGGCUGUGCUGCCGGCGCACCAAGAGCCAGGAGUCCGCCAGGGCCGACUGCUGCUGCACCGCCUGGUGUGUCAUCGUCGCCACGCUCGUCUGCAGCGCUGGCAUAGCCGUCGGUUUCUAUGGGAACAGCGAGACGUGCGACGGUGUGAACCGCCUGACGUACUCCCUGCGUCAUGCCAACCGCACAGUCACAGGGGUGCAGAAACUGGUGUCGGAGGGUGCGUUCUCCCUCAACCAGACGGUGGAGGGGGACCUGCAGUACCUGGAGGUGCAGUACACCAAGCACACGGACUACCUCUCCAUCACCCGGAAGCUGCAGGGCCAGCUGGAGGAUCUGGUGCAGCAGAUGGCGGGCAUCACCUUCUGGGACCACGGCCGCGUCUCCCUGGAGGCCCUGGCCACGGAGGUGGAGCUCUAUGACUGGUACAGAUGGCUGGGCUACUUGGGCCUACUGCUGUUUGAUGUCCUUAUCUGCCUUCUGGUGCUGUUUGGCUUGAUCCGCAACUCCAAAGGAACAUUGAUUGGGGUGUGCUUGUUUGCAGUGCUGGCCAUGGUUAUCAGCUGGGCCUCCCUCGGCCUGGAGCUCGCCGUCUCCGCGGCCUCCAGUGAUUUCUGCGUUUCCCCACAACUUUACGUGACCCAAUUGGCGGAGAAGUAUGGCGUCAUGAAACCAGAAAUCCUGCAGUACUACCUGACCUGCAAUGUGGAGCAAGCCAACCCGUUCCAGCAGAAGCUGUCCGGGAGCCAUAAGGCGCUGGUAGAGAUGCAGGACGACGUGUCUGAGCUGCUGCGCUCCGCGGCCAGGGACUACGCCGACACCAAGCCGAAUCUGGAGCAGAUCCAGGGGGUCCUGAACACCACGGAGAUCGGCCUGCAUCAGCUCACGGCGCUGGUGGACUGCCGCAGCCUGCACAUGGACUACGUGCAGGCCAUGACCGGCCUGUGCUACGACGGGCUGGAGGGCCUGAUCUACCUGCUGUUCUUCUCCUUCGUCACGGCCCUCAUGUUCACCUCCAUCAUCUGCAGCGUCCCUCACACCUGGCACAGCAAAGGGAGCGAGGAGGACGACGACAUCGAGGAGGACGACUCCCUGAGCCACGGCGGCCGGCAGAACCACGAGAACCUGUACCGCGUGCACAUGCCCAGCCUGUACAGCUGUGGCAGCAGCUACGGCAGCGAGACCAGCAUCCCCGCGGCUGCGCACACCGUCAGCAACGCCCCCGUCACCGAGUACAUGGCCCAGAACGCCGCCUUCCAGAACCCGCGCUGCGAAAACACCCCUCUGAUUGGACGAGAGUCUCCUCCCCCCUCCUACACCUCCAGCAUGAGGGCUAAGUACCUGGCCAACAGCCCACCGGAGCUGGACCAACCCGCAGCGAUCUAGACCACGCCUGGCCUCGCUCUCUCUGGCCACCCAUGCGUACAAACACACACGUGCAUAUAUAUUAACACACACAUGUCAAACUCAUGCACGCAAACUCAUGCCCGCAAACUUGUACACGCGUGUGCAAACUCGUUCACCCUCACACACACGCAAACUCAUAUACACAAACACACAGUUCAAACUCGUGCACAGACACACUUACACACACACACCCACACGCACGCAAACUCAUACACAUACAAACAAUGCAUGGAACAGAUCAUUCACAUGUUUGAGAGGGACCCUACAUCUGGUCGUCAGAUGUUUAUUCAACUCCCAUUGUUGGUUUAUCAUUCAUACAUUCUUUCAGUAAUCUGGUCAUUCAUUCAACUGUGCUGAGAUGCGGUCAUCAGAAGGCAGUUGGACUAACAUUGCAGAAUUUGAUUUAUUUGCAGUGUGAUUCAUUGUUUUUAAAAAAGAUGCGAAACGGUUUCCUCUGAUUAAUCUUGGAUGUUUCUUUGACGAAUGCAUCCUAGCGUAGGAUCUGACGAGCCGACAAGUCAAACCGAAAUCCAUACGAGAUGCUGGACUUGACGGUGAUGACUACUUAGUGUUUCCGCGGUUCCACUCGACGCCAGACUAGUCUAUAAAUGUUGUAGAGAGUGGGUGCAAAACGGACACGAAAACACCCACGACCCAAUGAGCGUAUCUCACACCAUUCCAUCAUUGCUGUGUUUCAGGGAGUGUAACAACAGACAAACUUUGUUGAAUAUCCAUCGUCUCGCUUUGUGGUGUAUUUUGUUUCAGAUAUGGGUUUGGGAGGUGGUGGCGGUUUGAUAGCCCCCAACCCAGCCUCCUAUAUUCAGGUCAGCCACUCCCAUUUGAGCCACUACCCAGUGUACACUGUGGUAUAUAAAACAAGCAUGUACUUUUUAUUACCGUUCACCUGUCUUAUGUUAUUCUUCUGCCCACAUGGGGGACUGUAUGGGACCAGUUAUUUUGCAGUCUUGCACACGUAUCGUAUGUCUGGUCACAUGAGAAAAGCCUGUGAUUUUUUAUUUCCGGAAGUAUGUUGUUACAUGUGGGGAUCUUUAAGUGAUUUCAACCCCUUUUUACGAUGCAGUGAGAAAGCCACUGGUUUGCUCAUUUGGAAUGCAUGUUGGACCGUUGUCUUUGUUUUGUUCAUAUGUGGAAUAGGUUUAUCUGGGGAGAGCGUUCACAAACGAUUUCCAUCCAGCCAGUAGCCCAGACUGGAUUGGACCCCCCCCAUACUCCCCCAGUACUGUGGUAUCCACCAGGGAUCACGUUUACUACAGAAGAGAAUCUUUUGUACCGCUAGAAAGCACAAAUGUUUGUACAGGAUGACUUACAGAGGACCGAACGGACAGGAGACAUUAGUGGGCGUCAUGAUGUUGCUGUCAUCUGCAGCCUUACAGGUAGAACUACAAUGAGCAACAACUGCAGACUCAAAACUGCCCCUUUUUUGUAUAUAAAAACGUUGCUGAAGUGCUGUCGGCACCCGAAGCGUGUCGCAUUGUCCUUCAAUGCAAGAAGUCAAAUAAUACACGAGACGGCAAAUAAUACACCUUUUUGAGUUUGGGUUUGCAGUCACUUGGGUUAAACUUUCCUGAAGAAAGUUGAUAUGUGAGUGCGGUUUGGGUUUGCUGUUGAUGCAUUGGCCAAGCUGGAAGUUUUCCUCUGGUCCGGCGCUUUGGUGGCUCUGUCUCACAAAUGUGUUUUAGCAUUUUGAGUUAUGAACGAGUUAGCCCGAUCCUGCAGGACGGAUCCCGUGGGGGCUUGUUUUGUUGUGUCGUUGUAUUCCUCUCCAGAGUUCAUGUGAAUCCUCUGCAUCGUCAUUUUUUCCUCCGUAAGCAUGACAGUCCUUAAGAAUCUGAAGUGAAAUAUGACAUAUUUGUGCUACUACUGCCUCCAUAUUUCUGCAUGGCGUACAAGUUUCCUGAAGAGGAGUUUGUUCUUCUUUGGUUUAUGUAGGACUGGACCAAACGACAAAGCACAAGAUCUUGUUUUUUAUGUCUUCACUUAGGUCUAGGUCUGUGAAGUUCCCGCUACAGGGUUGCCUGGGCGAAGGAAUCGGGAUUGUGACUUAAAAUCUUGCGUACUCUUCUGUGCUCUGUAAAAUAUACAAAUGUUAAUAUUCCGACGCAAUGUUACUGUUUUUGGGGUAGGACACUUCGUUUAUUUGUCAUGCAAUGAUGUUGUACAGAAUAUAAAUGUUUGAAAAUGGAGUUAAAUCUUGGUUGAGUUGACAUUAUCUUAAGCAAUCUUUUAAAUUGAUUUUAAGCAACAUACGUUUUUUUUAUUUUGCUUUGUUCAUUUUGAUAAUGUUUCUUAAAUUGCAUUUUAGAAUAUCUUGCAAACGUACGUUUCAUUUAAUUUAAUGAAUAGUUUACAUCUUUCAUCUUUUUUUUUUCUCUCGCUCUUUCUGAAAAGACCAGUGCAGACUGACUCAUUGUUUUAUAAAUAUUUUUUGUGAUAACAAAAAUGUUUGUUAAACUUGUGGUUACCUUGAGCUUGAACACUGUUUUAAAAAAUAAAAAAAUAAACCAAAAUCUUAACUGUAAUCCGCUGCUCUGUUAUUAAAUGCAUUGACAGUAAAAAAGGCCAUUUUAUCUCCCUUGUUGUGGCUUCACAAAGAACUGUUUGUUUCAGUUGGCACAUGCUAGCAGUAUGGCCUGCAAACACUAGGUAGCAGCACAAACGCAUCCUCACAGACGACCAAUACCAUCGGAAAUUCUUUAUUUUGGUUGUUUAGAAAUGUAUUCCUAUCUCAGUAUAUUUAAUGUUGGUAAAGUAAUUCCAAAGAUUUUGUAAUUUAGCCUUUUUCCAAAACAUUGGGAUUAUUUUCCAAAAGGUCAUGAAGGAGCAAGUAGGGGACAUAAAGAUGGCUUCUUACCCAGAAGAACCUUCAAGCUGGGAGUCAAGCACCCUCACCCACUACAGUAUCCACACUAUCCACAAAGCCCGGAUGCAGAACACUGAAGAGCUGCUGUUGCGCAGAUUAGCGUGAUAGGCAUGGGGCCGCCGUUGUGUGGUUGCACUCUGUACAUCUGCCUCAACAUGGCUGAGGGUGCCCCAAAUGCCUGUUCCUUUUGACCAUGUGGAAGAGAGAAGCGUUGUGUUCGGUGACCUC
Molecule: messenger RNA, 5376 nt
Organism: Gadus chalcogrammus (walleye pollock)
Lineage: Eukaryota; Metazoa; Chordata; Actinopteri; Gadiformes; Gadidae
Gene: ttyh3a
Product: tweety family member 3a
Exons: 15
Coding region: 663-2246 (527 amino acids)
Cellular component (GO): plasma membrane
Molecular function (GO): intracellularly calcium-gated chloride channel activity; volume-sensitive chloride channel activity
Source: RefSeq, a predicted model, not a curated record